ACUCACUUUUUCACUGCUGAUACAGUAAAACGACUUCCACAGUUCCCCGUCCCCACUUCUAGUAACUUUAGGUUGUUUUUCAGUGUCCAUUUUGGAGGAGACUUAAUAAAUAUUUUCAUCAGAGCAAAGAAUAUUCUAGUUUGUGAUUUAAUCAAAGAUUGUUUGGUGUGUCAAUAUUAUGGGCAUUUUUAAGAGAGGUAGUGACCAAUGGAGGAUAAGCAGUUCUUGAUGGGCAAGUAAAAAUAUGAAGCAGACCCAGUUUAGUCAUUGUGAUUUAUUCUGACUAAUUAUGAAUUGCCAUCAGCUAGGCAAAAUGCAUAAAUUAUCAAGUUUCCAGAUCCAUAGCCAGGUGUGUCUGUUGCAAAAAAAAUUUAAAAAAAGGAAAAAGGAAAAAAAAAGCCAAAUACUUUUAUAAACACCAUCAUAAAAGUAUUGCUUUUUCCUUUUUUUUUUUUGCAUCAAUAAAUGUUAUCCAAAGAGCACAUUUGCCUUCCCUUUAAACAUUUUUGUUGUUGUUUAAAGAUGGAAGAUUGUAAGGAUGUAUAUUAGAAGAAAAUGAAGUACAGACAGGAGAAUCAGUGAUAAUUAUAAUUGUUUAUGGAUAAUUUAUGCAUAGGAGUUUAUUAAGAUGAUAGUAUCAUCACCAAGAACUAAUCACACUGUUACACUGAACAGUUAAGAAUACAGAGAGCUGGAGAAUUGACUGUCUGUCCUGCAAACUGUACUGUAAAUGGUCAUGAGGGGUCCAAAUUAGCCAGUGUGGCAAUUUCAUUUGUCAGAAUGAUUAUGACAGACACGCUAGCAGGGCAGUACAUCUCUACAGAGAUUACUUGUGCUGUUCGCCUGAAGGCCAGCCUCUCAGUUUCUGGCAGCCUCUGAAAGGCCAUGGCUGUAAGAGAGCCGAGGGGCAUGCUGGUCUCCCAGGGCCAUGUGCCUUUCCUGAGUCCCAGUGUGAGGGGAAAGGUCAAGGCAGGACCCUCGGCUUUACACAUCCAGAGUGUCUUUGGGGUCUUCCUGGCAGAGCUGCUAGAUGCCUUCAAGGAAUAUGACACAGAUCAGGACGGCUACCUCAGCUGCAAAGACCUGGGAGAGUGCAUGCGGACCAUGGGCUACAUGCCUACAGAGAUGGAGCUGAUUGAGAUCUCCCAGCACAUCAAAAUGCGCAUGGGAGGACGUGUAGAUUUUGAGGACUUUGUAGAGUUGAUGAGCCCAAAACUGCGUGAAGAAACAGCUCAUAUGGUGGGCGUGAGGGAGCUGAAGAUCGCCUUCCGUGAGUUUGAUACAGAUGGAGAUGGAGCUAUCAGCAGUUUAGAGCUGCGCCAGGCUGUGACUGCCCUCUUAGGUGAACAACUCAAUGCCCAGGAGAUGGACGAGAUCCUGCAGGAUGUAGAUCUCAAUGGGGAUGGAAAAGUGGACUUUGAUGAAUUUGUGAUGAUGCUGUCCUCCAGGUAACAAGAGCCAGAGGAGGAGAAUGGAAAUGUCUUUUUGUUUCCAGUAUUACCUUGCACAGUAAUAGGAAGGAAUUGCUUUCUGCUGCCAGCUUUUUUUACUUCCUGGAGAUAGGAGCAUCACUACAGAAGGUGCAACUCUCUUCCCCCAAGUCUGGAUCCAAACUGGCAAAGUAUUUCAGGGAGCAGACGCCAAUUGCAUCUGCAGGGAGGUUUUGUGCUUUGAGGCAAAUUGGCUGGGCCAAGCCUAGAGAACUCACCUGGCCCCAUUCUUGUGGUAGGGACAGAAAGCACUUAAGUGUCCAUACCUGUGUGGCUAGGCCUGGCAAAUUCUGUCAGGCAUGGAGCCAUACCCAGGUGAACUUUGACUUCCUCUGUCAUUUUUUGCCCCAUCAGCUCAGAAUUCUUGGAGAUUUAAAAUAAACUGUUUGAAUUUAAUAGUGCAUUCAUCCAGAUAUAUUCUCUUGAACUGGAUGGUGACAUUUCUAAUAUCUUGGGAGCAAAAUGAAUAAAUGAGUGCCAAGCCUCUUCCCAGAUAUUUUAAAUAAAGGGGAAGGGACUCCUGGAUCUCAUCCAUUAAGACCCCUCACUGGAAACUAUAAGGAUGUGUGUCCUGUUUCAGUACACUGGUUAAACAAAGAUCAGAUUAGCUCUGAAUGAGCAAACAAAGCUAUCAAAAUUCUAAAGGGCAAUCCCUGAAAUGCUUCCCAGGAAUUACAUUAAUUCGAUGUCAACUUGGCGCUUGGAAAAAAGUUAAAGAUCACUAUAUGCAACCAUAAAUGUAUUUAUUUCCUUUUGACAGCUGCAUAAAUAUUAGGUAUGUGUACAGUUCAUGCAUGUGCAAAAGCA
Molecule: messenger RNA, 2297 nt
Organism: Python bivittatus (Burmese python)
Lineage: Eukaryota; Metazoa; Chordata; Lepidosauria; Squamata; Pythonidae
Gene: CABP4
Product: calcium binding protein 4
Cellular component (GO): cytoplasm
Molecular function (GO): calcium ion binding; calcium channel regulator activity
Source: RefSeq, a predicted model, not a curated record